Molecule: messenger RNA, 1540 nt
Organism: Myotis daubentonii (Daubenton's bat)
Lineage: Eukaryota; Metazoa; Chordata; Mammalia; Chiroptera; Vespertilionidae
Gene: CD58
Product: CD58 molecule
Cellular component (GO): cell surface; membrane
Molecular function (GO): signaling receptor binding
Source: RefSeq, a predicted model, not a curated record
GACUUUGCGGGAGGGAUGGUAUUUGAACUUGGCCUCUGGGGACCGCUGGCUUGUGGAUGUGCUGUGAUUGGGCGAGCAGGUUUCAUCAGCUGCCAGAGCUUACUGCGUUAUGGAAGUAUCGGUGGGAAUAUCACUUUGUCGCCAUCAAGCACUGUAAACUUUACAGAGAUCAUAUGGAAAAAAGGAAAGGAUAAGGUGACAGAAUGGAGUACAAACCUGGAGGUCAAAACUUACUCCCAAUUUGGAGGGAGGGUUCAUUUAGACCCUAAGUCAGGUAACCUCACCAUCUUCAAUUUAACAUCAUCGGAUGAAGAUGAAUAUGAAAUGAAAUCCGUGGAUCUUACACAUAGCUCUAAAUUUCAUCUUACAGUCCUCGACCCUCUUCCGUCUCCGACACUAAACUGUACACUGGUGAAUGAGGUCAUCUACGUCAGUUGCGAGGUGCCUCAAAGUUACGGCCGGCAUCGGGAGCUGUUACGCUACAUGUGGCGUUGCCCGUCCCCACAGUGUAAGGGGAGCUGGGAGCUCGAGGCCCCUGUGCUAAAUUUUACGAAGGAGGACGAUCUCUCACAGGAAAUACAUUGUUUGGUUGAAAAUCCAGAAUCCAACAGGACGUCCUCAGUGGUUUUGUCAACCUGCGUCCCAGGUGGUAAUUCAAGGCAUAGAUAUGUACUCAUAGCGGUACCAUUCGUAGCAGCAGCCUGUGCAGUAGCUCCAGAUGAUGAAAUCAAAUCCUCAGUCACUAACUGAAAACAACUUAAAAUACCUCUGCAGUAUUAGAUAAUCUUCCAAAACCUUCCAGUUACCUUCACUGGUAACUUCAUCAGAGUGUUUUGGUGUGGGUUUGGUUUUGUUUUGUUUUUAAGAAAAAAACAAACCAAGGAGAUUACCCCUCCCAGUACUGUGUGACAGCUAGUCAUCUUACUGUCCCUGGUGCUGUGGCUACUUUUGUAAAUAAAUGUAAUUAUGUACAAAAACAACUAGGUGGCUUGGCUCUUUUUCUCCUAAGUUAAAAAAAUAAAGGGGCCAUGUACCAUGGGAGGCCACGGCUUUUUACUGACACCUGCACUCCCCUUCUCUGUUGCUUUAGAGCAGUGGUUCUCAACCUUCUGGUCCUUUAAAUAAAGUUCCUCAUGUGGUGGCCCAACCAUAAAAUUAUUUUCGUUGCUACUUCAUAACUGUACUGUUAUGAAUCGUAAUGUAAAUAUCUGAUAUGCAGGAUGGUCUUAGGCGACCCCUGUGAAAGGGUCGUUCUACCGCCAAAGGGGUCGUGACCCACAGGUUGAGAACCGCUGCUUUAGAGGAAAAAUAACUUAUUGCAGGAUCAGUAGUCGAGUGAAGGAGGAGAUGGACAAAGCCCUUUCGCUGGUGGGCUCCGUGGCUGUGGGUCACAGGGGUCAUGUUUCUCUUGCAAAGGCCACGUCCCCACCACCCAAAUGCGGGCGUGGGACCUGGUGGGGCAGUGAGGUUCGCGCCAUGAAGAUCUGUUACCCACGUAGUGUGCUGUGCUCGUUGUCACACAUUAAAAAGCAAACACACA